AGAAGAGCAACCAUCAACGCACUUUACAAUCCUUCUCAGACACUCCACGGAAAGGAGCACAGAAGCUCUAACAAUGAAAAGCAUUCACUCUUUGGCUGGAUUCCUGCUCCUCAUCAUGAUUCAAAGCAGCUGGCAGGUGCCUGACCAGGACUCAGACCGAAACCCAAUGCUAUUGGCUGAAAACUCCAUGCUGGCCGAACCCAUUGAGCUCCCAAACAUCAAGAGGCAUUCGGAGGGAACCUUUUCCAACGACUACAGUAAAUAUCUGGAGACAAGAAGAGCACAAGACUUUGUCCAGUGGCUAAAGAACUCAAAAAGGAACGGGAGCAUAUUUAGACGCCAUGCAGACGGCACCUACACCAGUGACGUGAGCUCCUACCUGCAGGAUCAGGCCGCCAAGGAGUUUGUGUCCUGGCUGAAGACCGGCCGAGGCAGACGAGAGUAAACUCAACCAAGCUCCCUAAAUAAUGCAGCAACUCACAUCGACCCUGUGCUAUUAUAUGUUUCACAAUCUGUGCUAGACUUUUUUUCUUGGUCCUGCUAUUAAAUUCCCCUCAUACAAAGCUCUGUUGACCUUCAGUGGUUGAAGGAAAUAUUGUUAAAAUGCAAAAAGUAUGUUUGAAAUUUGUCUCAAUCAUAAAUGCUGUGUGACUUUAUAUCAAGCAUUCAUAUCAUGUUUCAUUUUUUUUCACCUUUUGACAUUUUCAUCUUCCUUCUCACUUAAAAUAUGUUUGUUACAAUCACUUUAUUAAUCUGAGUUGCGACUUCCAUAAUUACACCUGUAGAUAGU
Molecule: messenger RNA, 790 nt
Organism: Eleginops maclovinus (Patagonian blennie)
Lineage: Eukaryota; Metazoa; Chordata; Actinopteri; Perciformes; Eleginopidae
Gene: gcgb
Product: glucagon b
Exons: 4
Coding region: 74-445 (123 amino acids)
Biological process (GO): response to starvation
Cellular component (GO): extracellular region
Molecular function (GO): glucagon receptor binding; hormone activity
Source: RefSeq, a predicted model, not a curated record